GUUAUUUGUUGAAGUGAAUACACCAAUACCGAAAAAUGUGUAUUUAAAAAUAAAAUAGUUCUUUAAAAAUAAAUCGAAAUCACUGAGUAUCAAAAAUAUGGAAAAUAAACCUUAACCUAGUAUGGUGGAUAACAGACCUUUAAGUAAUAUGGAUGAGGAUCGUGAUGAUAUGGGUGAACUUCUAGACCUAACCCCUUCAUCAUCCGAAUCAUCGUAUUCCACAGAUGAAUCAGAAUUUUAUCCACCACAAGUUCCUAUUGUUCUCGAACUACACGACAUUAAAAAAGAUGAUCAAUCACCAGGACCUGAGGAGAAUCCUGUCGUUACAGGAUCAAAAUUGAAGAAGCAUAAGAAAAAGAAAAAAGGAAAUUCUGCUAAAGAUAAGCGUCAUUCCACUGAAUCCACUGACACUGUGUCUGACUCUGGUUCUAUACCUCCAACAGCUGCAGAAGCUAAAGAAGAGUUUUAUGAUGCCCAUGAAAGCUAUCAUGCUAUACCAGAGAACCAAGGACCGCUAGCUACCGCACCGACAGUGGCUGCAGUUGCAGUCCCUCGAUUGCAAGAUAUUUCAGAAAGCAGCGAUAUCUCUAAAGCUCCUCCUGUCGUGGCAGCACCAACAUCUGCAGAAGAGCAAACCACUCCACCAGCUACGAAGAAAGACUCGGCUAUAACUAAACCAACAUCAACGCAGGAAUAAGCCGUUUUACUGAUCAUUUGUACAGUCAUCUAGUACUUCUAGUCAUGCAACUUUAAGAAGAUACCUCGAAUGGUACAAAACAUUAUUUUGAAUGAAUCAAUAAACCGAAUUUUUAAAUACCAC
Molecule: messenger RNA, 820 nt
Organism: Helicoverpa armigera (cotton bollworm)
Lineage: Eukaryota; Metazoa; Arthropoda; Insecta; Lepidoptera; Noctuidae
Exons: 5
Coding region: 122-697 (191 amino acids)
Source: RefSeq, a predicted model, not a curated record